GUUUGUAAAUUCUAGGAUAAAACUGUUUUUUUGUUUUUGUUUUAUUUCACAAAUAGCAAAUUCUCACCAAUUUCUGUCUGGUAAAGCAUUUAAGAACUUGCCAUAACUGCAAAAAUGUAUAUUCAUCAUAGAAAUAGUUCCAAACAUCUCCGAGCAACAGUGCAGUGUUUCAUUCCUGAAUGAAUGUUUUUAAACAAAUCAUUUGAUUCAAUGAUCCAUUCAUAUAGACAAUCGGCUCUUUUUAACAAAUUGUUUGAAUGAGUGAUUCAGUGAAUCCUUCAUUAAGGUAGGAACCUGCCACCACCUGCUGGUUUUAGUGUCAGAUUUACAGUAUUCAUCCAUUGGCAGGCCUAAACCAGCCAAAGUACCAGCACAAAAACACACUCAAGAUCAUUUUUAGUUGCCGUUAUCAAAAAAAAUCCCAAAAGUAUUGAGACUUUUUUUUUUUUUUUUUUUUGUCAUUAUCGUACCCAUACAUGUCACCUAUUACAGCAUUUAAAGCCAUGAAAGUCAUUGUGUAGGUAAAAGUUUCGGAGUAUCUAGUAAAUGAUAAACAGUUUUAUCAUGGGACAACAAAGUUCACAACCAAAAACGGCGAUUGAUAUGGGGUACAUACACGAACGUUGUAUACUACUCAAAUACACCACCAACACAGCGGAGAAACAUCCUCAUCGGUCUAAUGAGACGCCUUUUGGGCUUGGUAAGACUGAUGGAAGGAGAGAGGAGAAGAAGAGCCAAAAGAGCUUCUGAAAGAGGACCGAUCUCCAUUUUCUUCAACCAGAGCCGCUAAAUCUGGUUUAGGCUGAGAAGGAGAACCAGAGUGAGACAGAAUGGUACAAAUGCAUCAGCAGUGUUGGGGCCACAUUUUGAGGCAUAAUUAAAUCAGCCAUAAAAUCUGCUGGUCAAUCAGGACACCAUGGAGGUCAAACUGACUGACUUCGGGUGCGGUGCGCUCAUGAAGAAAUCACACUUUAAAGUCUUCUCUGGUAUGUGUUACAAACUGUUAACUAGCUAGCAGAAACGCUUCCUACAUCUAGUCAACACGCGGUGGAAAUGAAUUAAACAUCAGACAACAUAUCUUUUCUUUAGGCACAAGAACAUACUGUCCUCCGGAUUACAAAAUCAGUGGCAAGUUCCGUGCAAUGCCAGUGACAGUGUGGUCACAAGGGGUCAACAAGGGAAAUGGUGUGGGGCGAUUAUCCCACAGCCCACGACCUGUACAUGAUCACUGCCAACAUCUGGAACAGUCCUGGCCUGUCACAAGCUCCUCCCCUGUGCAGUACUUCAGCAACAGUAAAUGCUGUCACUGUAUGUGUGACACUCCACUGCUGUGAAGAAGAGGCAUGGACGGCUUGGAAACAUUUACUUUCCCAUAGGAUUGAACCAUGUUUUAGGAAGAAUCUUUUCUUUCUAAUAAGACCAAAGGUUACUGAAAGAGGUUAUUAUCAGCAUGGUGACACAUGCAAGUCUAAUGGCAGAAAGUAACAGGACCAAUGAGGUUGCAGAACUUAUCUUGUGCAAUAAUGAAGCAAAUAUUUAUGAUUGCAAUCAAUCAGAUCCCAUGGGAUCUCAAAGCCCAAUCCCACUGACGGACGCCUGGCUGGUGCCAGUGUUUUUCACCCUUAUUAUGUUUGUUGGUUUGGUGGGUAACUCAUUGGUCAUCUAUGUAGUCGUCAAAAACCAGCAGAUGAAAACUGUAACAAACCUCUACAUAGUUAAUCUUGCCACCACAGAUAUGCUUUUCCUGGUCUGUUGUGUUCCUUUCACUGCCACUUUGUACAGUCUUCCUAGCUGGAUAUUUGGGGACUUCAUGUGUCGACUGAUCAAUUACCUGCAACAGGUAACUGCACAGGCAACCUGCAUCACUUUGUCUGCAAUGAGUGUGGAUCGUUUUUACGUGACCGUCUAUCCACUACAGUCCCUCCGUCAUCGAACACCACAGAUGGCUCUGUCUGUAUGCACCACUAUUUGGAUAUGUUCGUUGCUGCUUUCAGUGCCAAUAGCAUUGUAUCAGCACACAGAGUCUUCGUUCUGGUUCGGUCCACAGACAUACUGCACCGAGGCAUUUCCCUCUCUCAUUCAUAAGAGGGCUUACAUUCUUUACUCCUUCUUGGCUGUUUACCUGCUGCCCCUGAUCACCAUCUGCAUGUGUUACACUUUCAUGUUGAAACGUAUGGGUCAAGCCACGGUGGAACCUGUUCAUGGCUGUAACCAGCUGCAGACGUCAGCAGAACGGGUUGAAGCAGUGCGGACCAGAGUAUCCAGAAUGGUGGUUGUGAUGGUGCUGCUGUUUCUGGUCUGCUGGGGUCCAAUCCAGAUACUGAUUCUCUUACAAGCAUUCUGUUCUGAAGAUGUGAGUCACAGCUAUACACUCUACAAACUAAAGAUCUGGGCUCACUGCAUGUCCUAUUCCAAUUCCUCCAUAAACCCAGUGAUCUACGCCUUCAUGGGAGCCAACUUCAGAAAGGCCUUCAGAAGUGUGUUCCCUUUUAUCUUCAAAAGGAACGCAAGAACAACCGAGCCUCUCCCCACCUAUAACAGAGAGAUGAACUUUCUUUCAUCCUGACCUUAGAGGAUAUUUGGACUGGUUAUGCAUCAUUAUACCUUUGAAAGACAAAAUCAGUAACACUUGAUGAAGAUGCACUCGGACUGAAACUAACAAUUCAACUGGAAAAUUCAGGUGAUCAGUUUAUUCAGUUUUUGAAACAGUUCUUUGAAAUGAUGAAGGACUUCAGCAUACACUUCAGCAUACUUUUAAAAAGAUUGCUUCUUAUGGAAAAACUGUA
Onychostoma macrolepis is the source of this 2786-nucleotide messenger RNA. It is a transcript of the gene kiss1rb, whose product is annotated as KISS1 receptor b. Gene Ontology annotation, cellular component: membrane. The transcript is spliced from 8 exons. The coding region runs from base 1451 to 2566 and encodes 371 amino acids. Gene Ontology annotation, molecular function: G protein-coupled peptide receptor activity. The record is from RefSeq and is a predicted model, not a curated record. Lineage: Eukaryota; Metazoa; Chordata; Actinopteri; Cypriniformes; Cyprinidae. Gene Ontology annotation, biological process: neuropeptide signaling pathway.